AUGCCGGUGAAAGACGAUCCCGCCGUGACCGCAAAAAAGCAGGAAGUCCGUGAUGCUUGUGUGCUUGGCGACUUUGCCCAGCUUCAGAAAUUGGCAGGCUCCGCGGGCGGUUUUCUUACAGACGAGUUACGCCAAAUAGCAUGGCCGGUACUCCUAGGAAUUCCUCUCGACGCUGAGGGUCAUGCCGACGUGGAGGCGGCGUCGGCUAUGGCAGGUAUCUCAAAGAAAGAGGACAGCGGCUCCUGGGAGAGUCUCCCUCCUCAUCGAGACGAGGAACAGGUCCAGUUGGACGUCAACCGUGCUUUUGUUUACUACCCAACGCACGCCAACGAUGCUGAGGAAGCUCGCCAAAAGAAGGCCUUAUCGGCGCUGAUUAUCGAGGUCUUGCGCCGUUACCCCUACUUGUGCUACUUCCAAGGCUUCCACGAUAUCUGCCAGGUCUUCUUGCUGGUACUCCCUCCCCAUCUGCGGACGCCGACCGUUGCCCGUUUGGCUGUCCUGCGCAUCCGCGACUUUAUGUUGCCCACCAUUGAUGCUGCCGUCCAGCAGCUCCUGUUGCUGCCGGACAUACUACGAAUGGCCGACCCGCCGCUCUGGAACCAUUUGCGACUUGCACAGCACCCGCGGCCUUUUUUUGCCCUCAGCGGCACCCUCACCAUGUACGCCCACGACGUACAAUCUCUCGGUGCUAUUGCGCGCCUGUUUGACGUACUGCUGGCCCGCCCGCCUGCGUUUUCGCUAUAUCUGUUCGCGGCUAUUGUGCGUGCACACCGCGAGGCCUUAUUUGCCACACCGGCCGACGAGCCAGAGAUGCUCCACCACGUUCUGUCCAAAUUACCGGGUCGGACAGGCGGCGACCGGGGCACUAACGAAAACUUUAGUGAGGAGAGCGGCAACGCAUCGUCUCCACUGCUAGACGAUCUCAUUGCCGAUGCUGCGCAGCUUGCAAACGACUACCCCGCGCAUACGCUGCCAGCGUGGCGGUCUAUCGCUGCGUCUUCUGUUUUGAAGACGGCGGACGAUCGUGCGACUGCACAGUCAAAGAGCAGACCUGAAAGCGCAGCCGACAAGCCCUUGGCCUCUGGCUUGACAGUAGCCGAUGGCGAGCGGCUGUUCCACGAGCAUGUGCGCGAGCUGGAGACAGCCGAACGGCGGCGGCAGCAAGUGGCGCGGGUCCGGCAGAUUCUGUGGCAGUACAGAGGCCCCAUGCGGGCCGUCGGUGUUGCCGUGCUCGUGGGUGUUGUUGCCGUUGCCCUGCGCCGUUCAGGUGCCAGUGUUGGAGGGGGAAGCUCGUUCCUCACUGGCCCGGUCGCAAAAAUGUCGUCACUUUUGUCACGCGUCGGUAUAUACAUUGGCUAG
Messenger RNA from Sporothrix brasiliensis 5110, 1359 nucleotides. RefSeq lists its product as uncharacterized. Gene Ontology annotation, molecular function: GTPase activator activity. Gene Ontology annotation, biological process: positive regulation of GTPase activity; endoplasmic reticulum to Golgi vesicle-mediated transport. The transcript is spliced from 3 exons. Gene Ontology annotation, cellular component: endoplasmic reticulum membrane. The coding region runs from base 1 to 1359 and encodes 452 amino acids. Lineage: Eukaryota; Fungi; Ascomycota; Sordariomycetes; Ophiostomatales; Ophiostomataceae. The record is from RefSeq and is a predicted model, not a curated record.